AAAAUUGAAAAACAGCGUUCUGUCGCUUUCGGUCUUUUGCAAGCAAGAUCUCUUGUCUGUUUCCCCGUCCGUUUGCUCGUCAGCUGCAUUCGAAAUCGCAUCGGCCAGUGGUUUAUCAUUGUCGUCGCUUUGGUGCUGCUUUAGUGGUGUGUCAUCGAUUCUGAAACUGAUUUCACGCAGUGACAUAAAACCGAAGAAGGAUGGCAAACAAAAUUGAGGAAGUGAAGACAUCGAUCGAAACGUCUCUGAAGGACGAAUCGAAACCAUGGACGCAGGUCUUCAAGCUUGCCGAGGAGAAAACCGGAUGCCCGAGGCUGUACAUCUUCUUGGGUGGCGUUGCGAUCAUCGUACUCUAUCUGGCCUUCGGCUAUGCUGCCCAGAUCCUGUGUAAUGCCAUCGGUGUGGCUUACCCAGCCUACAUCUCGAUGAAGGCCAUCGAAACCCGCACAAAGGAGGACGACACCAGAUGGCUCACCUACUGGGUGAUCUACGGCGUUCUGUCGGUGUUCGAGCAUUUCUCGUUCUUCCUGGUCCAGAUCAUUCCCUUCUACUGGCUGCUCAAGUGCAUUUUCUUCGUCUGGUGCAUGGUGCCAAUUGAAAACAACGGAUCGGUCAUCAUGUACCACAAAGUUAUUCUGCCAUACUUCAAGAAAUACGAAAAAUCCGCCGAUGAUUUGAUCGGACAAGCCACCGACAAAAUUAAGCAGGUGGCUGGUGAUGUGAUCUCCAAGAAGCUGUCUUAAGCAAUCAUGUGCUAGUGAUAAAACCAAUUCAAUCUCUAGUUUAGACAUAUUUUUCGUCAGUUUUUAAAGAAUUUUGUAGAAGAUCAAUUUCACCCUGUGGGUAUAGAAAACCACAUUCUUUUCUUCGCGCACUCUUCUAGACUUUCAUUUGGUGCAGGCUUUUUAUCAUGCUUAUUUAAAAAUUUAAAGUAAAACAAUAUGACAUGAUUGCUUGUUAUUCAUCCAGCACGCAGCUACCUGUAAAAAUUUCAAUCAUGCCUUAUCCGCCACAGAUUUUAAAAAUUUUGAAUACAAAGUGUAACAGUUUGCCAUAUUGAUUCGAAAAAAAAGUUUUAUCGGGAACAUAAUCAAACAACGACAAUGCAAUUAAAUCGACAUCUGCACUACAACGACAGGUUAUGUCAGUCAUGUAACGUACAUUAAACUGUAGUGAAAAGACAAAAAACAUAUGAUGGUGCAUGUGUUUAAAAGACAACGUCUGUAUUAAAUAAAUGGAGAAACUACUCUAGGUGAAAUGGAAUAAAAA
Uranotaenia lowii is the source of this 1269-nucleotide messenger RNA. It is a transcript of the gene ReepB, whose product is annotated as receptor expression-enhancing protein 5. The coding region runs from base 201 to 743 and encodes 180 amino acids. The transcript is spliced from 5 exons. The record is from RefSeq and is a predicted model, not a curated record. NCBI's taxonomy places the organism in Eukaryota, Metazoa, Arthropoda, Insecta, Diptera, Culicidae.